This is a messenger RNA of Quercus robur (English oak), 1074 nucleotides long. RefSeq lists its product as uncharacterized. NCBI's taxonomy places the organism in Eukaryota, Viridiplantae, Streptophyta, Magnoliopsida, Fagales, Fagaceae. The transcript is spliced from 3 exons. The record is from RefSeq and is a predicted model, not a curated record. Gene Ontology annotation, molecular function: catalytic activity. Bases 1 to 1074 code for a protein of 357 amino acids.
AUGGCAAAGGCAGUGGGGUCAAAAAGGAGUGCUCGACAUAUUGGGGGUCAAUCCGAGUUACAGAAGAAAAAGAAAACUGUUUCUCAGGAUGGCAAAGACACAUGGAUAGAUGAAGCUAGGAUAAUUUUAAUUCAAGACCGUUUGAAGUUUAAACACAGGUUUGUGGCACCUAGGAGAAAUAAGUCAGGGGGUUUGGUGAUGUAUUGGAAGGAAGAGUUCGACUUAACAAUUGAGACCUUUUCAAAAAACCAUAUCAAUGCCACAAUUUGUAAAAACAAGGAAGGCAAGUGGAGAUUCAUAGGCUUCUAUGGAGAACCAGACACCCAACUCAGACAUGAAGAUUGGGCACGGUUAAGAAAUUUGAAAACUCGAAGUCAAGCGCCAUGGUUAUGUGUGGGUGAUUUUAAUGAAGUCACAAAGCAAUCGAAAAAAUUGAGUGGAAGAGUUCGACCUCAUGUACAGAUGCAAGCUUUUAGAGACAUCUUGGAUGAAUGCGGAUUUAUGGAUCUUGGUUUUGUGGGAUCAAAGUUUACUUGGCAUAAGCACUUUGACAAUUUCACAAUAUGGGAAAGGUUGGAUAGGGUGGUGGCAACCAAUGAGUGGUUCUCUUUGUUUUCGGAUACACAAGUUCACCAUUUAGAUGUUACUAGCUCGGAUCAUAAACCACUUUUGAUUACUUUGGAUGGGAUGGAAUGCAAGCAACAAAGGCCAUUUCAGUUUGAGCAGAUGUGGAUGAGCGAAUUGGGAUGUGGGGAAACAAUUGAAGCUAUUUGGCAGAAGUCUUGUACAGACCCAAUUGAAAAAAAAAAAUUUCUACCCCAUUUAGUUUCGGAACAACAAAGUGCUUUUGUGAAAGAUAAGUUGAUCCCUGAUAAUAUUAUGGUGGCCUUUGAAACCCUCCACUACAUGAGAAAUCACAGUUCGGGUGAGACGGGGUAUAUGGCACUUAAACUAGACAUGAGCAAGGCGUAUGAUAAGGUGGAGUGGCAAUAUAUGGAGAAACUGAUGAAGAAAAUGGGUUUUGGUGACACAUGGAUAAAUCUGAUGAUGCAAUGUAUCUCCAAAGCAACUUAA